AUGGAGUUGCAAUUCGAUCCGGAGGGAACCCCGUUCGUGAUGUGGGACGAGCAUCGUAUACAGUUGGAGAGAGCGCCCGCCACCGAGGAGGAGUACGUGGAGAAAGCUGAACGGGAGCUGAGGGAGACGCCGGAGGUUGUCGAAAAGGGGAUUGCCGAGUUACGCGAUCUCCUAAAAAAAGACACGUCACUUUUUGUACCGCACAACGACGACAAUUAUCUGAUGAAGUUUUUAAGGCCGUCGAAGUUUUAUCCGGAGAGCGCACUUAAAAGGAUACAAGCCUAUUACAAGUUUAGGAGGUCACAUGAGAGUUACUGUUGCAACCUUCUCCCUAGUGCGGUGCGCUCUGCAUUCGACCACUCCAUUAUAUCCAUAUUGGCGCCAAGAGAUCAGCACGGACGACGUAUAAUGCUGGUGGAAUCUGGUGACCGCUGGCAGCCACGUCUGGUGCCCUUAAAAGAAGUGUUUCGGGGAGUACAAUUGGCCCUGGAGUCGGCCAUGUCGGAGCCCAAGACGCAGAUCAAUGGGGUCAUUGUGAUCCUUGACAUGAAAGGUCUAUCGUUCUCCCAAGUUAUGCAAUUCACGCCAUCCUUCGCCAAAAUGGUUGUCGAUUGGAUUCAGGAUUGCAUACCGAUCAGGCUGAAGGCGGUCCACAUAGUCAACCAGCCGUACAUUUUCAACAUGCUAUUCGCCAUUUUCAAGCCGUUCUUGCGCGAAAAGUUGCGAUCUCGGAUCCACUUCCACGGAUCGGAUAGCCAGGCGCUGUUGGCUCACGUGGACCCUAGAGCGUUAAGGAAGCGGCAUGGUGGCUCGCUCUCGGAACCGGAGAUCACUGGCGAAGUGCUGUGGAAAAUGCUGCACCAUUACGAGGAAAAUUUCAAAGGUAUUGGA
Messenger RNA from Iphiclides podalirius (scarce swallowtail), 891 nucleotides. The record is from the annotation of a GenBank genome assembly. Lineage: Eukaryota; Metazoa; Arthropoda; Insecta; Lepidoptera; Papilionidae.